Messenger RNA from Annulohypoxylon maeteangense, 6328 nucleotides. RefSeq lists its product as uncharacterized. Gene Ontology annotation, cellular component: endoplasmic reticulum membrane. The record is from RefSeq and is a predicted model, not a curated record. Lineage: Eukaryota; Fungi; Ascomycota; Sordariomycetes; Xylariales; Hypoxylaceae. Gene Ontology annotation, molecular function: zinc ion binding. The coding region runs from base 618 to 6035 and encodes 1805 amino acids. The transcript has 2 exons.
ACUGAAAUACCAUCAUACUCGAGAAAGUGGGUAGUGCUCAAGGUUCUAUCCCUUAGAUACCUAAUCAAUUAAUGUACAUCUACGAUAUAUGCAUACCAACAAUUUGGUAUUUGGACAUUGAAGGGUCCAUCGUCAUCCGUCAUCCACCACUACCAGGUACCGAACAAACAAUCCCUCUACACGUCGUGGGUAACACUGCAAUCUUCUUACUACCCAAGGAACCGACUUAACACCUAAGGAACCUACUAAAACCACCCGAUUGCGCCUUCGCCUUUGCCUUACCGACUUAACAAAGAGACAAGGUCGAGGCUGUCAUACGUUCAGCUUUCACUUCCACUUCCAUUUGAACCUACACAACACCCAACACCUAUCGCCCAACAUAAUACAACCUGCAUAGCCUAAUGCUUCCGACUAUCACCGCCUCAUAGAUAUUUGAGCAUCACAUCCGCUUCUAUACCGGGCUGCUCGUUCCCCGCACCCGUUAAUACGAAAAUCCCAUGGUCUAAACCUGAGGAGGAAGCCCUCUGGGCAAGACUUUUAAGCUUUUGAUAUUUGAUUAGAACCGUUAUUCAUCGACCGUUAUCUUGAAUCGAGAGCCGAUCGGUAAUUCACCCAUCAUGGCGGAUUGGCUGCCCGAUCUAGCCGCCGAAUUCCCCAAUACCAUCGAGCGACGACGGCAAUCCUCGGCCAGACCCGAUACGAUGUCCGAACAUUCUACAUCUGGGAUCAAGCCUUUCGGCAACGACGCCUCCGUCGAUCCCGACACUUGUCGAAUAUGUAGAGGAGAGGGUACCCCGGAAGAGCCUCUCUUCUACCCGUGUAAAUGCAGUGGUAGCAUUAAAUAUGUUCACCAAGAUUGCUUGAUGGAAUGGUUAUCGCACUCUCAAAAGAAACAUUGCGAGCUAUGCAAGACGCCUUUCCGCUUUACUAAACUAUACUCUCCAGACAUGCCGAAGCGGUUGCCCUUCUACAUUUUCGUCACCCACAUGGCCCGAUAUCUAGUCCGCAAUAUCCUCGUCUGGUUGAGGGCCAUCUUGGUCAUUAGUGUAUGGCUAGGCUGGCUUCCCUAUCUCAUGCGCUCCGUCUGGUCAUUCUUGUUCUGGCUUAGCGAUGAAGGAUUUGGUCCCGGCCCGCCUGUAAUUGACAGUAGAAAUGGCACUUCUAUAGGUCGGGAUGACCUGUCCUCCUUUUCUAUCACGUACACAACUACCUGCGCCUCUUCUCCCUUAUUCGCUGCUACGACUACUGCCGCGAGCGUUGGAGGCGUAAUUGAGCAGAUUCCCGUGUCUACACUGCUGAAAAGCAUAUCAAAGCCAUUGGUUACUAACCCCUCAUCGUGGCUUGCGAUGUUACUGGGCUUGACUCCCGUCAUUGAAAAAUCAAGUUCGGGUGUCAAGGAGCUUCUUAAUGUCACCGCUGUCGAUCACGUCGCAACCUUGCCUCCUGUUAGUUACCCGUCCUCUUUAUUGAGUGACAUUUCUAUCUUGAAGAACUUCACACGACAUCCGGCUAUCAACCGGGUCAUCAUCGCCGUCCUCGAGGGCCAGAUCAUUACCUUGCUUGUUAUUGUAUGUUUCAUCCUGAUCAUCUUGGUUAGGGACUAUGUGGUGCAGCAGCAACCGGAGAUAAACAUGCGCGCUGCUUUUGCCGCAGGAGAAAACGAAGCUCCUCCUCCUCCGGUUGGCCCUAUGAACAAUCCUAUGGCACGCAAUGUGGAUCUUGAAGACGACGACGAUUUGGAUUCUGAUGAUGAUUCCAUCCAUCUUGGCGGUGACCUGAUAAUGGCCUAUGACGAGCAGGAAGGUGCAAACCAAGGAGAACGUGCUCGCGAUAUGAUAGGUCUACACAAUCCCCGUCCGAGACCUAUUGCGGGGUUCCGACGGCGAGCUACACGACCCGACGCUGACACUGGACGGGAAGAUCGCGGCAUUAUCACUAGAACUUUCACUUUUGACUCCGAAAUUGCGGAGCGGGAUGAAGAACCCGAGGCUGGUCCGUCGCAACAUGUUUUUGUUGAUCGGUCCGCCCUAGACCGAUUCGAAGGAACUACCGACGUAGAAGAUAAUGAUCAUGCAUCUCAAAGUACUGUGAAGGAAUAUCUGCGAAUAUAUCGAGAGGCCGGCGGUGACCAGGAAAAGAUUCUCCAAAUCAUUCGAGAUGAAGGAUUAGAGGAUCGUAUGCGAUAUUGGAUUCGCGUGACACAAUCGAUGGCUACCGCCGGAAAAGCCUCCGAUGAGAGCAGUCCGGAUUCCGGAAGCGGGGUUAGGGGUUCGGCAGUCUCCCAACGCGAACGCCACCCGAGCAGCUCUCCGGAUAGAUCUAGGUCUCCCAGACCAGAGAGGACCGGUAGCGACACGUCAAGCUGGACAUGGGCCGAAACUGACGACGGGGAAACUGCGGCGAGCCAAGGUUCUAAUAAUAAGGGUAAAAAUAAAGCCACACAAGCUUCUGUGACUGAGGCUGAUUCUUGGACGUCUUGGGGAGGUGAGUUCGGCGAAGCUAAUCCGUAUUCACCCAAUAACAACGAUAAUACCGCUAGCGGCGUGCCAUCUUCCCACGUACCAGCUUUAACAAGAGCUCGAGCUGCUUCGGAUGGACCACGAUCUCCAAAGAGGAUAAAUCCUCUUGCGAAUAACAACUGGUCUUUCUCUGACCUACCCUCCAGCCCCCAUGACGUUCUCCAUGAAGGAACUUCUAUGUUACCAGGCCCAACUCUGGCUAUAUCUGCUUUUAAUUCUACAUCGGCCACAGUGGAUUCCCACGAAGACAUCGAUGAUAUUCAGUUGUUGGAACCAAGGGCGUUCGAUAGGGAUGAGCAGCACGCCAGCCAGACUGAGUCGCAUUUGCAAAUGAGUUUGGGUAUGCAGCUGGAUUCCGAAGACAGAUUAGCCGCUGAGUAUGAUUUGCUCGGUCCGGCCGAGGAUGGCCCGAUCGAAAACCCCAUCAAUAUGAUCGACCAAGUUCACGAUGCGGAGCCCACCGUCGUUGUAGCGCGACAAGCUGGUGGUAUUGUAGAUCGGGUAGCUGAUUUCAUGUGGGGAGACGUCGAAGUCGGCCCCCACGACGACAUUGAGCCCGAGGACGCCGUCGAUAUAUUCGGCGAUAAUCAGAAUGCCCAAUUCUUCGAUAACGACCCCGUACUCGGGAGGGAAGAAGACGAGGCUGAGAUGGCACCCGAUGUUGUUGAAGCUGCUGUCGCUGCUGGCCUUGAUCCGGAGGCUGUCGAAGAUGCUGAAGAUUUCGAAGGCAUUAUGGAGUUAAUCGGCAUGCGCGGGCCAAUCGCAGGCUUGUUCCAGAACGCCAUAUUUUGCGCAUUCCUCGUCUCAAUCUCCAUCUUCCUCUGCAUCUUCAUACCUUACAACGUUGGCCGCGUAUCUGUAUGGAUCAUGGCGAAUCCAGCUCGCUUGCUCCGAAUAGUCUUUAGCGUGUCUAAAUUCGUCCAAGAUGCUGCUCUACUAGUCGUUGGCUACACAUCUACUCUUACGUUUAGUCUGUUUGAGGCGUUUAGGUUAUUAUUCAAAAUUGAGCACGGGAAACAUCUAAUGCAUACGUUAAGAAUCGAUACUAGGCGUGUUGCCCUCGGGGCCCUUGACCGGAUCCUGGCUAGUUUUAUGUCUGAGAUGCCACUCAUUUCCGUUAGUGAGAUGCGCAACUUUUCGGCCCUCAGCCACGAAGCUCUUCUCAUGGUAAAAAGUGAUAUCCGAUACGCUUUUUCGUCUCUUGGAAAUCUCACUCUUUACGUUUUUGGUGGCGACUAUUUAGCUAAAUGGGCCGUUGUUCAAUCAUGGAUCUCCGUCUUUGGACCGGAACUUCUUGGAUUCUUGAAAUCCAUCCCCGGCAUCGCCGUUCAACCCGGAUCAUGGAUGCUGAAUCUCAAUCUCCCCGAGUCACCCCUUUCUGCGAACCCUGGGCUCGCUCAUUGGGACGCAAAUGAUAGAACCUGGGCUAUCCUCCUAGGAUAUGUUUCUCUGUCGAUCCUUGCGGGGCUUUACCUCGCCAGAGGAACACCAUUUUCUUCGGGACAAACAGCCCAGGAAUGGGAAGCCUCAAUUAUCGAUGCAUUAAAUCAGGCCAGCGGCGUUAUGAAAGUAAUAUUAAUUAUCAGUAUAGAAAUGCUCAUAUUUCCUUUGUAUUGCGGCCUGUUGUUGGAUUUUGCGCUACUUCCUCUCUUCGAGGGGACGACCGUCAAGUCUAGGCUACUGUUCACCUACAACUACCCGCUUACGUCUAUAUUUGUGCAUUGGUUCGUCGGCACGGGAUACAUGUUUCAUUUUGCAUUGUUCGUCUCCAUGUGUCGUAAGAUUAUGAGGAAAGGUGUGCUGUAUUUCAUCCGGGAUCCUGACGAUCCCGAGUUCCACCCAGUGCGCGAUGUCCUCGAACGAAACGUCACUACACAACUUCGAAAGAUAUUGUUCUCGGCGUUCGUCUAUGGAGCACUCGUCGUCAUCUGUCUUGGGGGCGUCGUUUGGGGCUUGUCCCUAGCGCUCCCCAACGUCCUUCCGAUCCAUUACUCGUCUAAUGAGCCCGUACUAGAGUUUCCUAUCGACCUUCUCUUCUACAACUUCUUGAUGCCCCUCGCUGUCAGAUUUUUCAAGCCGAGCGACGGCCUACACGCCAUGUAUACGUGGUGGUUCCGUAAGUGCGCGAGGGGGCUGCGAUUGACAUGGUUCCUCUUCGGAGAGAGACGUGUCGAUGAAGAGGGUACGUUAACACUAACCCGAGACUCGCCUUAUCAAAAUCUUCCUUGGUGGUGCACAGUCUUCCUCGAAGUUAGCAAAGAGGAUGAAGUCGCUCCGAAGACGUGGCAAGACACGUUCAAGGGAGGCAAAGCGAAGCCCUCCUCAAAGAUCCCGGCGGACGAGAUGAUUCUUCAAGAUGCCAAGAAAAAGAAGCUUGUCGAGUCCCGGCAGCUCAUCCCCGAUGGCCGCUUCGUGCGAUCGCCAGCGUCCGACCAGGUUAAGAUUCCCAAAGGCCAGACGGUAUUCCUUGACGUGUCGGAACAAGACAUCAGACAAGAUGGAAGGCUAGAUCGGCCGGAUUCGGACCUGUACUCGGGCAUUCAUUACCAGCUCGUCUAUAUCCCACCUUGGUUUCGACUACGCAUCUUUUUGUUUAUCCUCUUCAUAUGGAUAUUCGCGGCUGUCACGGGUGUCGGCUUCACGAUCGUGCCGCUGGUUUUUGGCCGCCGCAUGUUCAAUGUUCUUAUCCCCUCCCACAUACGGACCAACGAUAUAUAUGCGUUCAGCAUCGGCGUCUACAUCCUCGGCUCUCUAGGCUACUUCGUCUUCCAUCUACAAUCAAUGCUCAGUAAGCUGAGAGCUUGGACUACGUCUGCGGCGGAUUCCAUGGUGGACCGUCACGCAAUUCAACGUGCCCUCCAAUUUACAUCAUACACAUGUCGGCUUCUGUACACUUACGUAGUUCUACUUGUCGUGUUUCCCCUGCUCAUUACACUCCUAGUAGAGCUUUACCUACUCAUGCCGCUACAUACGUACAUGUACCCCGCCGGAAUAGAUACCACACGACGACUCGACGGCUUGCGAGAAGGCCACACUAUCCGGGUCAUACAAGCUUGGACUUUGGGCAUCCUCUACCUCAAACUCGGCUCCCGAGCACUGACACUAUAUGGCGGUAGACCUGCCUAUGCCGUGCGGGCCGUCCUCCGCCGCGGAUGGCUGGAUCCGGACAUCGGCAUCCUGACGCGCGCAUUCGUUAUUCCCGGGGUCGUAGCGUCGCUACUCAUGAUCGCCGUGCCGCCGAUAGCAGCCCGGAUAGUCCUCGAGCGUGUGCUAGACAUCGAAGAGGGGAUGACUCGCGAAAUGCGGGUCCUGACGUUCCGGCUCGCGUACCCGUUCAUGGCAGUCUUCUGGAUAGGACUUCUCAUGACGCGGAACAUGCUCCGCGUGUUCGAGGGCUGGCAGGUUCGCAUCAGAGACGAGGCGUACCUUAUGGGGGAACGUCUCCACAAUUUUGGCGGCACGGCUUCGAAGGUGUCGGGUUGGAAGGACAAGUUGGGUGUCGUUACCCAUGUGUAAAGUGACGUAACUUUACGUACGAAAGUAAAUCGAGUUUAAUAGACACAAGUGUAUAUUGUCACAGCUCUUGCCUUUUUUUUGUGAAUGUGUAAAGUAGAUGAGCCUUUUUCUCGCCGUUAUUUCUCAGCGGCGUCGGCAAUUAGGAAAUACUUGGACGACCCGAAGAAUUUAUGGAGCCUCGCAAACCUCUGUCUCAGGAAGCUGUGAUUUUUAGCCUAAGCAACAGUACCCAAGUAAGCAGGUGGAUCAAACUCCUGUUCAGAUAUUCCUCUCAGAAAUAAGCCGGCCCCCUU